This is a messenger RNA of Trichoderma gamsii, 1512 nucleotides long. Its product is annotated as cytochrome P450 51. Gene Ontology annotation, biological process: ergosterol biosynthetic process. The record is from RefSeq and is a predicted model, not a curated record. Gene Ontology annotation, molecular function: heme binding; iron ion binding; monooxygenase activity. NCBI's taxonomy places the organism in Eukaryota, Fungi, Ascomycota, Sordariomycetes, Hypocreales, Hypocreaceae. Bases 1 to 1512 code for a protein of 503 amino acids. The transcript has 2 exons.
AUGGGGUGGCUGCUAAGCUUCGUUGUCUGGCUUCUCGAAGCUUUGGGGGCUAUCGUUGCCAUUAAUCUGCUCCGACAGGCACUUCCACGAAACAAGCAAGAGCCGCCUACUGUGUUCCACCUGUUUCCAUUUAUAGGAAAUGCUGUGUCGUACGGUAUAAACCCUCCUAAAUUCUUCGAAAAAUGCCAAGCCAAGCAUGGAGAUAUUUUCACGUUUGUUCUUCUUGGCAAGAAGAUCACAUGCUAUUUUGGCAUCGACGGCAACGAUUUUAUUCUGAAUGGCAGCCACGAUGACCUGAACGCCGAGGAGAUCUACUCCCCUUUAACAACGCCAGUCUUCGGUUCCGAUGUCGUAUACGAUUGCCCCAACUCAAAACUCAUGGAACAGAAAAAGUUUGUCAAAUUUGGUUUGACGCAGCGAGCCCUUGAGUGCCACGUUCCGCUCAUUGAGCAAGAAGUUGUCAAUUAUAUUGGCAGCGAGAUUUCGUUUUUGGGAAAGUCUGGCAAAAUGGAUGUCUCCAAAUCAAUGGCCGAGAUUACCAUUUUCACUGCUGCUCGAGCCCUUCAAGGGUAUGAGGUACGUGAGAAAUUGACGGCCGAGUUCGCGACUUUAUACCAUGAUCUCGACAUGGGCUUCCAGCCGAUUAACUUCUUAAUGCCGUGGGCACCACUGCCACAUAACCGCAAGAGGGACGCUGCGCAUUCCAAGAUGAGGGCCAUAUACAUGAAUAUCAUAGAGAAUCGCCGAAAAAUCGGACUUAAAGAUGGAUCAGACAUGAUAUGGAGCCUGAUGAACUGCAAUUACAAAAAUGGCUCGCCAGUCCCAGAUAAGGAGAUAGCACAUAUCAUGAUCACGCUGCUUAUGGCUGGACAGCAUACCUCGUCCUCGGCCAGUUCAUGGAUAAUACUUCAUCUCGCAUCGCGCCCGGAUAUCACAGAGCAACUAUACCAAGAACAAGUUCAAAAUCUCGGUCAUAAUGGCAGACUCUCGCCGCUACAAUACGCCGAUCUGAGUAAGCUUCCCUUGCUGCACAACGUGGUGAAGGAAACGUUGCGAGUACACUCUUCAAUUCAUUCAGUCAUGCGCAAAGUCAAACGACCAAUCGAGGUUCCGGGGACUCCCUAUGUCAUUACACCGGACAAGGUCCUCCUUUCAUCGCCUCUGGUAACCGCGCUGAGCAAUGAGUUUUUCCCCAAUGCCCAAAAAUGGGAUCCACACCGAUGGAAAAGUCUAGAAAGGGAGACCGAUACUUCAGACGAAUCUAUAUUUAGGGGAGCUAGAAGUCCAUACUUGCCAUUCGGCGCUGGUCGACAUCGCUGCAUCGGCGAAAAGUUUGCUUAUCUGAACCUCAGCGUCAUUGUGGCCACCAUGGUGCGUAACUUUCGGUUCUUCCUACCAAAUGAGGACAAGAAUCUCCCCCAGACAGACUAUUCGUCUCUAUUCUCUCGACCAAAGCAGCCAGCUAUGAUUGGCUGGGAACGCCGACAUCAGGAUGAUAACGGGUUGCCCUGA